AUGCAAUACUUGGGCGCAGGACAAGGAGCCUAUGAGCGUGAGGUAGUGAAGACCUAUGGCAGCUAUCGUUGCCGCCCUUGGUGCAUGGUCAUGCCAUGUCUCCUGCUCAUUUUGCCCAUUGGCAUGCUCUUCUGGCACUUCUGGCCCCGCGCGCAGCACAACCCGCCAGAUUGCAUCACCGACUUCCAUGACUGGCUGCGCCUCUGGACCGAGGAACGAAAGGCCUAUUGUUGCAAAACUGCCGGCCGUGCAUGUGGCGCGCAGCAGGGCGUCUACCGGACGCCUCCAGUCGUGUACAGGGGCGCCUCCUCUCGCCUCGCUGUUUGGGUCGACCUGCGCGGCCCUCGCGGCUUCGAAGAAGCGGCGGCCCGCGCUGUGCGCUGCGCUGCGCUGUGCGCGGUGCGCUGUGGCACCGGGGCGACCGUGGACGGUCGUCACGUCCCGAAGGGACGACGGCGGUUCAUGCGGUUCCUUUUGGACGUUUGUUCCGCCUCCUUCACCUCUGCGCCGCCGCUCCGGGCCCGCCAUGGCGGCACCAUGGCGUCACCGGCCGUGGCCUGCCGUGGCACAGGACGUGUCCGUGGCGUGGUGACGACGGGGCGUGGAGGGAGGGCCGACGACGGGGCCAAGAGCAUUUGUGAUACUUUAGUUGUUGGCAUCCACUCUGACCAAGAGAUCGCCGAAAACAAGUCGAUGCCUGUGAUGCGGCAAGAAGAGCGCUACCGCUUGCUGGAUCACAUUAAAUGGAUCGAUGAGAUUCUGUAUGAUGUUCCAUACUCCCCAGAGCUUGCGACUCUGGAGCGUGCCAGGGCAGAUUUCUGCAUCCAUGGAGAUGACAUGCCCGUGAACUCGCAGGGCUUCUGUGCCUAUGACGAGAUGCGCCACGCAGGGCGUCUACGCAUCAUCAAGCGUACCGAGGGUGUCUCCACCACUGACCUGAUCGGUCGGCUCUUGACCCUCUCGCGGAAUCAGCCCUCGGAUCUGGGCGGUGCCUCGCCCAAAAUGGGCUUCCGAAUGAGUGCGGAUGAGGUGAUCGCCCACUCAGCCCAAGCAAGUUCAGACACCUCUCAAGGCUCCCAAGGAAAACGGCUGCUUCGAGAAAGUGUGGAGAAGCUCGUGAGCAAGUAUCAGAUCAGCACGGAGGAUGCAACUGCCUUGCAGCAACAGAUUGACACUCGCCGGAUCCGGGAGUUUUCCUCGGCCAAGCAGCCGUCACCGCAGGAUUGCGUGGUCUAUGCCUGUGGUUCCUUUGACAUGUUCCAUGUGGGCCAUGCAGAGUUUCUGAAAGACGCCCGCGAGCUUGGCAGCUUCUUGUUGGUGGGAAUUCAUGACGAUGUGAGCAUCAGCCGGUCGAAGGGGCAGAACCUGCCCGUGAUGAACCUCAACGAGCGCGUGUUGAACGUGUGUGCCUGCAAAUGGGUCGACGAGGUGAUCAUCGGAGCUCCGAUGAGCGUCACGGAAGAUUUGGUCAAGACCUGGGACAUCAAUGUGGUGGCGAAAGGUACGGGCCACAAGCGGAAUGCGGGAGAGGAGCAGGAUCUUCGCUUUGAGGUACCCAAAAGCUCUGGCAUCUACAAGGAAGUCCCCUCUCGUUGGCCCGAGCUGUGCCACGACACCGUGGUGGAACGCAUCAUCCGCGGCCGGGAACAGCGACUGGACCGGGAACAGCGGCCGGCGACCGGUCCCCGAUGUCAAGACCAGGACCGCGCCAAGCGCGAGGACACGUACUACGAGAAGAAGCAGGCCUCGGUGGCCGAAGCGUAG
Durusdinium trenchii is the source of this 1764-nucleotide messenger RNA. NCBI's taxonomy places the organism in Eukaryota, Dinophyceae, Suessiales, Symbiodiniaceae. The record is from the annotation of a GenBank genome assembly.